Molecule: messenger RNA, 1443 nt
Organism: Rotaria socialis
Lineage: Eukaryota; Metazoa; Rotifera; Eurotatoria; Philodinida; Philodinidae
Source: the annotation of a GenBank genome assembly
AUGGAUUCAUCAUCGGUUUAUUAUUUAUAUUUACAUCGAAUGUCACUCAAUGAUACACAAUAUGAAACUUAUUUUACGUGUGAACAAAUAGGAACAUGUUUUACAUUAAUUUUCUUGACUUUGUUAAGAAAACGAUGGAAAAUAAAUGACAUUCGUUUAUCUAUUGUUGGUUUAUGUCUUCCAUUAAUUGGAUUGAUUCUGUUUACAUUUGCAUCUAGUAAUAAAGCGAUGAUUUUUGGCGAUAAAAUGAUUAAUAUAUUGUUAAGAGUAUUACAUCUAUACCUUACUUUCAACUUGGUUAUCAAUGGUCUGCCAAUUUUAGAUAAAAAAUCGGAUAUAGAAAAUGGCACUUUGAAUUCUGCACAACGUGCUAUGCUUGCCGAAUAUCGAAUGCAAGAAUUACCAGCUGCUUUACGUAUUUCACAAAUUAUACCGAAAUUUGAAGCACCAAGAAAAUUUAAUUUGACGAAAAUAGCUAAAGAUCUAAAAGACUUUGGAAUUCAUAGUCUGAAAGAUGAUAAACAUAUCGAAGGUUUACCAUUAGAACGUAAUGGGCAAAUAAAUCCAGAUUUUCAUAAAGAAAUAUUUUUGGGUAAUCAUGAAUUAUUUGAAUCUGAUAUUCAAAGUGAUGAACACAAAAGAAAUAAAAAACUAGAAGAAAUCUUUAAUGAAGCAGACCUUGAUCAUGAUCAACAUUUAUCGAAAGAUGAAUUACUUAAUCAUGUAUUAAAAAAUGUUAAUCAACAUAUUCAAGAAGCUAAAGAUAGAAAUUCACAAUUAUUUUUAUUGAUUGAUUCUAAUCAAGAUGGUAAAGUAACGUGGCACGAAUAUUUUGUUUUGUAUGUUAAAUUUCACAACGUCAAUUCAAGUAGUGUCAAAGAAUCGGAUACUUUUGAUUUUAUUCAAGGACCGUUUGAUAAUAAUUUUCAACGUGAACUGGUGAAAAUUCGAUAUCGUUGGACAGAAGCUGAUGUUGGCGGUGAUAAUGAACUUGAUAUAGAUGAAUUUCUUGCUUUUCGUCAUCCAGAAAUAGCUGGCCAUUCAUAUAAACAUAUAGUAGAUGAUCUUAUUUUACAGAUGGAUCGUAAUGAUGAUCAAAAAUUAAAUGAAACUGAAUUUGCAUUUUUACCUUCAAGUGUAUUAGAAGAUGGUGGCAAUACAGAAUGGGUGGAAAUGGAUAAGCGAUGGUUAGAAGAGCAAAAAAGAGAAUUUCAUGAGAUGGAUGACAAUAAAGAUGGAGUUUUGACUAAAGAUGAAUUAUUAAAAGCUUAUGAUCCGAUGAAUCGUGUUCAUAUAAAUAAUCAAAUUAAAAAGUUGUUUGAAAAGGUUGACGAUUCCCCAUCAGAUAAUGUUUUAACAUUGAACGAAAUACAAAAGCAUUCUGAUGUUUUCACUGAUAUGCGUAUUUUAGAUACAGAAAAAGCAUUACACGAUGAAAUGUAA